Anoplopoma fimbria (sablefish) is the source of this 621-nucleotide messenger RNA. RefSeq names its product parathyroid hormone-like hormone a (gene pthlha). NCBI's taxonomy places the organism in Eukaryota, Metazoa, Chordata, Actinopteri, Perciformes, Anoplopomatidae. The record is from RefSeq and is a predicted model, not a curated record. Bases 1 to 621 code for a protein of 206 amino acids. The transcript has 2 exons. Gene Ontology annotation, cellular component: extracellular region. Gene Ontology annotation, biological process: bone mineralization; osteoblast development; regulation of chondrocyte differentiation. Gene Ontology annotation, molecular function: peptide hormone receptor binding; hormone activity.
AUGUUCUGCUCCAGGAGAGUCCUCCAGCAGUGGUGCCUGGCCGUCUUCCUGCUCUGCUCUCCGGUUCCUCACUUCGGACGGCCCAUCGACGCCCUGAGCAGCAGAAUAAAGCGUUCAGUGACUCACGCUCAGCUGAUGCACGACAAAGGCCGGACGCUGCAGGACUUUAAGCGUCGCAUGUGGCUGCAGGAGCUUCUGGACGAGGUCCACACGGCGGAGAUACGAGACCUCCCGGCCCGGACCGCCGGAGGAGGCGGGGGCAGCAGCGGCGCCGGCGUCGGGCUGCCGGGCGUCGGCCUGGGCAUCAACCUGAGCACCACCGGCAGCACCCUGCACUCCAAACCCCCCGGAGGAACCAAGAACCUCCCUAUCAGCUUCCGGCUGGAGGAGGAGGAGGGAACCAACCUGCCGCAGGAGACCAACAAGUCCCAGACCUACAAGGACGGCGUGCUGAAAGCGCCCGGCAAGAAGAAGAAGAAAGGGAGGUCCGGGAAGAGGAGGGAGGGAGACAAGAGGAAGAGGAGGGCGCGUUCGUUGGGCUGGAGGCUGGAGGAGCAACCUGGGAGUGGACUCCACCUGGAGUGGAGGUCUCUGCUCGGCCUGCAGAGGGCACUGCUGUAA